AUGACAACCUCCACCCAGCCGGCAACCAGCCAAUCACAAACCAGCACAACAUCCUCCAGCCAAUCACCAACCAGCACAACACUCUCCAGCCAAUCACAUGCUGGCUCAAUAACCUCCAGCCUAUCACAAACCAGCACAACACCCUCCAGCCAAUCACCAACCAGCACAACACCCUCCAGCCUAUCACAAACCAGCACAACACCCUCCAGCCAAUCACAUGCUAGCUCAACAGCCUUCAGCCAAUCAACGACCAGCACAACACCCUCCAGCCAAUCAGAAACCAGUACAUCAGCCUUCAGCCAAUCAACGACCAGCGCAACACCCUCCAGCCAAUCAGAAACCAGUACAUCAGCCUUCAGCCAAUCAACGACCAGCGCAACACCCUCCAGCCAAUCAGAAACCAGUACAUCAGCCUUCAGCCAAUCAACGACCAGCACAAGACCCUCCAGCCAAUCAGAAACCAGUUCAACAACAUCCAGCCAACCAGCAACAAGCCAAUCACCAACCAGCACAACACUAAGCCGGCCAUCAACCAGUGCAACAACAUCCAGCCAAUCAACAGCCAGCCAGUCAACAUCCAGCCAAUCAACAGCCAGCCAGUCACCAUCCAGCCAAUCAACAGCUAGCCAAUCAACAGUCAGCCAGUCAACAGCCAGCCAAUCAACAGCCAACCAAUCAACAGCUAGCCAAUCAACAGCUAGCCAAUCAACAGCCAGCCAGUCAACAGCCAGCCAGUCAACAGCCAGCCAGUUAACAGCCAGCCAAUCAACAGCCAGCCAAUCAACAGCCAGCCAGUCAACAGCCAGCCAGUUAACAGCCAGCCAGUCAACAUCCAGCCAAUCAACAGCCAGCCAAUCAAUGGCUAGCCAGUCAACGGCCAGCCAGUCAACAGCCAGCCAGUCAACAUCCAGCCAGUCAACAUCCAGCCAGUCAACAGCCAGCCAAUCAACAGCCAGCCAGUCAACAUCCAGCCAGUCAACAUCCAGCCAAUCAACAGCCAGCCAGUCAACAUCCAGCCAGUCAACAGCCAGCCAAUCAACAGCCAGCCAAUCAACAGCCAGCCAAUCAACAGCCAGCCAGUCAGAAACCACAACAUUAAAAUCCAACCAACUGCUAAUCAGUUCUUCUCUUUCAAAUCAAUCAUUGGUCCACUCAGCACCAACACACCAACUGCCCACUUCAACGCCAUCCAGCCAAUCACCAACCAGCUCCACAUCACACAACCAAUCAUCAUCCAGCUCCACAUCACACAACCAAUCACCAACCAACUCAGAACCACCAAACCAAUCAUCAUUCACCUCAACAGCUUCUAAACAAUCCCCUAUCACUUCACCACCAUCCAACCAAUCAUCAUUCAUCCCAACAUCGUCUAACCAAUCCCUGACCAGCUCUGACUUUUCCAGCCAAUCAGCAUCCAGCUCAGCGUCCUCAGGAGAUGUGAGUGGCUCGGCUGCAGUGACCUCUUCUUCUGCGUUGCGGCAGUGGAAGGACGCCGUGAGGCCGGCACCGCGCAGAGCCCCAGGUAAACACCACGCCUUCACAUACACACGCAUGUGCGCGGCAGAGCACAUGUGCACGGCAGAGCGCACGUGCACGGCAGAGCGCACAUGCACCUGUAAUUUCACACAUGACAUCAUGCAGAUGUUACCUGAGCAGCUCGGUUUCAGGUGUCUGAGUUACCAGUUAGACGGCAGCUAA
Messenger RNA from Myripristis murdjan (pinecone soldierfish), 1698 nucleotides. RefSeq lists its product as uncharacterized. Lineage: Eukaryota; Metazoa; Chordata; Actinopteri; Holocentriformes; Holocentridae. The transcript has a single exon. The coding region runs from base 1 to 1698 and encodes 565 amino acids. The record is from RefSeq and is a predicted model, not a curated record.